AUGAUUGACAGGGCUCAACCUCUAACUAAUUCUCCGGUGACCGAAGAAGCAGUCAUAGCCGGUCCGUGUUCUUCACAUCUCGUCUCGGAGGUUGGCACUCAACGUCCCCACGCAGAGGCGGCUGUGCAAUUGAAUCCGUCUCCUCUGCCUAGCAUGAAACAGGCUCCUGAACCUGCAUCUCUGCGUUGACAGGGUUUCAUUCCAUCAUGAAGGAUUCUUUGGCUCAAGCGAAGGGCGAGGGUCUGUUGGAUGAUAGGGAGUUGUCCAGUGGUGGUGAGUUCCGGGCGAUGACGAUAAGGUGUGAGCGCGCAAGUGGGGGCCGCACGUGACCUUCAAGCUGGAAGCUGGCUUGGAGGUGGAUACGUGGCCCUCUGUGUCUGGACGUACUGACUGAUGAUUGGUUUGUCUGGGUCCACACUUCGCUUCAGAUGUCGACAUCCGAAUCGCCGGUCCAGGACUGGCCUUGUUCUUCUCCGCUUUAGGAGCCACCCCCGGACCGAGCAUCUCGGCUCCUGAUGGUUCGUUCACGCUCACUAAUGAAAAUUGUCCUCGUAAGUGAGCCUCACACCGUCGAAUUUUCACUCGGGAUUAAGCUCAAGUCUUAACUUCCUGUACUAUCAGCCUUCUUCCUCUCCUUCUUCCGUCUCUGGCAAGCUUCCGUCCCUUCGAUCCGCCGACUACCAUUGGAAGCACGCCAUGAUUUGGCACUCUUACUUUGCUCCAAGGAGCCGCUUCAGUCUGUACUGAGAAGGGACGUCGUCAAGUUGGCGGGGGAUUUGAAGGCUGUCGCGUUGGAGAUCGCUCAGGUUCGUCCAUUGCAGUGGGGGGUGUGAAAACCCUUUUCACGGGGCUCAGAGUUCUGAGUGGUGUGACUAACUUAUUGGCAGAGGCUUGGCCCGCGUGCAGAGAGGCACCUUCCAGCAACGGUGGGUGUGUCUGAGAGAUAUGAGAACAAUCCAUUAUACCCCCUAUCUCACCUGAAGUCUCUCCCCUCUUAGUUUCCAAGCCGACAUUCAAUUCGCCCUCGAAGCGCGCGUGCGCAGCCAUCCCAACGACGUCAAGAUUCCUUCGGGACCAUCUGAGUCUACUGCCUCAGAAGAGGAAGCUCCGCCACCUCGAUAUGAAGCUAUGGCCUCGAACCAGUCUGGGCCGCUGCUUGGAGUUGCGGAUACGGCACGGAGAGGGAGUGAUGCGGAUCGUCGAGGCUCGAGCUCCGGAGGGAUGGUGGGACACGAGACCUCGGAUGCUGCGAUGAUGGAGAAUUUGAAAGUUAUACGAGAAACACUGUAUUCAGGUACAUCCAUAUCUACCGUAGGAACAGGGUUCUUCAAGAGCUUCCCGCCACUGACUGGAUUUCCUCCCCCCGCCUUUCUUAUGCCACUCCAGCUCUCGCCGACGUCCUUGUAUCCUCCACCUCACUCCGUGCGCUUGCCUCGCGAGGUCCGGAAUGGCAAUCCAGGCUUUUCUUCGCUUCGAGCUGUCUUGCCAUCCUAGAAGUCGCUUUGACUCGCGUCGAUGAUGAGGGUGUUCGGACCGUCAAUUUAGGGAGUGGGAGACGCUCGGUUAUUGGGGCGAGCGAUACGCCUCGUGAGUUGAGAGUCGACCUGCACGUGCUGUACAAGCUCAUCUGACUCUAUCGACGCAUUGUUGUUUGGGGCGUUGGAAUCCCGAAGCCCAUCUCCGACCCCUCUUCACCAAACUCCUUCAAGUCUCCCAAGCCGCCCGCUCAACGAUACAACAAGACGACGUCCGAGCGAUCCAAGAAGCCACCGACGACGUACCACCUUCGACGUCGCGGAUCGAUCGAUUGAGGUAUAGGCUCGAGAAUGGUGUUGAACAUGAGACUGAAACUCGAGAAGGUGCGCGAGGGCAGGGUGCUGAUGAGGAGGAUGGUGCCGAGGGUUCUACAGUGGUGAAGCUCGCGAAUGGAAUCAAUGAACUGGCUUUGGGUGGGUCGAGGCUCAUUCUGCAUGGCAAGGACACUCGUCUUUAUUCGCAUCCUGUGCUGAACUUCUGACCCAUCUCGGGUUUGGUCCCGUAGCCAUGGCCCGCUUACCCGAGUUCUCCGAACGGCAGGCCGAGGUGUUCAAGAUCGUUAGUGCGGUUCAGACGUUCUGA
Microbotryum saponariae is the source of this 2118-nucleotide messenger RNA. The record is from the annotation of a GenBank genome assembly. NCBI's taxonomy places the organism in Eukaryota, Fungi, Basidiomycota, Microbotryomycetes, Microbotryales, Microbotryaceae.